Alternaria arborescens is the source of this 993-nucleotide messenger RNA. RefSeq lists its product as hypothetical. The record is from RefSeq and is a predicted model, not a curated record. Gene Ontology annotation, molecular function: tubulin binding. The transcript has 4 exons. NCBI's taxonomy places the organism in Eukaryota, Fungi, Ascomycota, Dothideomycetes, Pleosporales, Pleosporaceae. Gene Ontology annotation, cellular component: cytoplasm. Gene Ontology annotation, biological process: post-chaperonin tubulin folding pathway; tubulin complex assembly. The coding region runs from base 1 to 993 and encodes 330 amino acids.
AUGGCCGAGUCCAACCUCAAAGAGACCUUCUACCGCCAAUUCCACCAGGAUGUCGCAACGCUCCAAAGGCAAAUCGAAAGCUUAUCCUCCCUGUCGACAUCUGGUGGCGAGCGCAAUCAAGCGAUAGACGACUGCCUCGCAGGCAUAGAUCGAUUAUCCCACGAUGUCCAAGACGCUUCAAGUCUUCUACCCGCGUAUGAUCAGCGGACAUAUAGCGAGACCAUCAAGAAGUUGAGUGAGAAGUUGUCAAGUGUGAGGAACAGCUUCGAUCCACCCAAGAAGUUCAGUUUCAAGAGCAAGAAGAAGGAUAUCAUGAAACCAGAAGCUAAACCGGAAGUAUUGGGUACAUCGAGUGCCAAGUCGUCUCCUCUACUUGAACAACAACCAUCGCAACCAUUGCAACAUCAAGAAACGGCGCAACAGGAUUCGUUCACGUCGACCCUCUCCCACAAGUCGCAUGCCCGUAUAACUCUCGCUCAAGCCCCUUACGUCACAAGCUCACCAACGGUUUCCCAUCUUGCCCACUGUGUCGUCGAUCUUAGCGCUCCAACAAAAGCCGACGCACCCUUCGCCGCUCUUUACCUCCGCUCCAUAACCUCCUCGCUCAUCAUUACCGGCCAAGUCGCAGGAGCAAUCCACAUCACAGACGUCUCCAACAGUGUCAUAGUAACAGCGUGUCGACAGUUCCGUAUGCAUGGCAGCAAAGACGUGGAUGUGUAUCUGCAUAGUACUAGUCGACCAAUCUUUGAGGAUUGUGAGGGCUUGAGGUUCGCGCCAUUACCUGAUUCCUACAAGACACCAGAGAUCGAGCAGUCAGCCAACCAGUGGAAUCAGAUCGAUGACUUCAAGUGGUUGAAGGCCGAGCCAAGUCCACAUUUCAACAUACUCCCUGCAGCUGAACGUGUUUCUGAGGAGAUUUGGAGCAGAAAGAUACCUGGUAACGAUGAGAGCCUAGAUGGUACCCUGCAAGCUGUUGGUAUACGGUGUCGAUAA